UAUGAGAUAGAUAAACAAAAUUAACAAUUAAAAUAAUGUCACCCAUACAUUUAUUUCAGUUCUUCCUUUUCAGUCUAUGUGUACAUAUUUUUACAGUAUACAUUUAUGUUAUUUACUACAUCGAUUUAUUUUAUUCUAUACAGGAUAUAGAAUCUGAAUAUGAUUUUAUAAUAGUUGGCUCCGGCACAGCAGGCUCUCUUAUAGCCCACAGACUAGCAACAGAAACAAACCACACAUUCAUUGUGCUAGAAGCAGGAGGCAAGAGUAAUCCCUUAUUUGAAAUACCCAUCUUUGGGCCACUGCUACAUGGCUCUGUGUAUGAUUGGCAAUAUGAGACGGUUAGACAGGAUAAUGCUUGUCUAGCUAUGGUUGGGAAUAAAUGCAAGCACAUACAAGGAAGAAUACUGGGAGGUUCCGCUAAACUCAACAACAUGAUACAUGUAAAAGGAAACAUAUCACAUUAUGUAGACUGGUUUCACGGAAAAUACAGCGAACAAUAUAUCAAGGAACAGUUCAAUUUCAUUGAAAACAAUAUCCUACAACUUAAUAAACUACAGUUUUCUAGUGAAUUGUCGUCAAAUAUAUUAAAAGCAGCGAAAGAGUUAGGUUAUGAGGUAAAUAGUGAUUUAAAAGUGGGUUUUAGUGAACCAAUCCUAUCGCAAAUUAAGGGUAAGAGAUGGGCUAUUUCUGAUAUUUUAGUUAAUAAGUAUGUAAGAGUUAAUACUAUAGUUGAACAGCUAUUAAUUCAUAAUAAUAAGUGUAAAGGUGUUCAACUAGCCAAUAAAAAGGUAUAUGCCAAAAAAGGUGUGAUUUUAUCAGCUGGAACAUAUAAUAGUCCUAAAAUAUUACAACUAUCUGGUAUAGGACCAGGGCCCCUUUUAAAUUCUUUAGAUAUUCCGUUAGUUAAAGAAUUGCCAGUAGGAAAAAAUUUGCAAGAUCAUAUAGGAACCGGUUUAGACUUGGUGCUCUUUAAUGAAUCAUUGUCACUCAAUUCUUUUACUAUUUAUAAUCCAUGGCAUAUUUUUCAAUAUUUUAUUUUCGGUAAAGGCCCAUAUACAACACCAGGCUGUGAAGCUAUUGGUUUUAUAUCCACCAAAAAUAGCACUCAGCCUGAAAUUGAAUUCAUGGUGUUGCCAGUUGGCAUUAGCUCAGAUAAGGGGAGCCAUUUACGAAAGAGUUUCAUGCUAAAAGAGGAUGUAUGGAACAAUUAUUUCGCUAAAGUGUUCGAUAAACAUGCGAUUACAGUAUUAGCGACGCUUUUACAUCCAAAAAGCAGAGGUAAAGUUAGAAUUCAAAAUAAAGACCCUUAUACACCUCCAUUGAUAGAUCCUAAAUAUUUUACCAAUAAGGAAGAUGUGAAUACUUUGAUUGAAGCUGUGAAAUUUAUUAAUAAAUUAGUGAUUACAGAGGCUAUGGUGUCUAGUGGCGCGUAUCUAAAUGACAAUCCAUUCCCGGGUUGCCAACAUCAUGAAUUUUUUUCGAAUUCAUAUUUGGAAUGUUAUGUUCGACAUUUAACUUUAUCAAGUUUUCAUCCUGUUGGUACAUGUUCUAUGGGUUUGCCAGGUACAAAAAAUGCAGUAGUAGAUACGUCAUUUAAAGUGAUAGGCAUAGACAAUUUAUAUGUAGUAGAUGGUUCAGUGUUGCCAACAUUGCCGAGCGGGAAUAUUAACGCGGCGAUUGCUAUGGUGGCGAGUAUAUUUUUCGAUUCAAAUAUCAAAUACAAAACAAAUUGUAGGAAUCAAUUUCUAGUCAGUCGUCAAAGUUAUUUUAUGGACGAAUUUGUUUUUAAGGUGUGCCCGUCAUACAUCAAGUCGUUUUAGAGGUUUUUUCAUAGAACAUAGAGGCAUAGAGUUAAAUAUUUGAAUGAAACUAUUUUUAUAAAAUAACCAAAAACUAAUUUAAAUGUAGUAUCAGUAUAUAUCU
Colias croceus (clouded yellow) is the source of this 1923-nucleotide messenger RNA. RefSeq names its product glucose dehydrogenase [FAD, quinone]-like. The transcript is spliced from 3 exons. NCBI's taxonomy places the organism in Eukaryota, Metazoa, Arthropoda, Insecta, Lepidoptera, Pieridae. The record is from RefSeq and is a predicted model, not a curated record. Gene Ontology annotation, molecular function: ecdysone oxidase activity; flavin adenine dinucleotide binding. The coding region runs from base 36 to 1820 and encodes 594 amino acids.